Spizellomyces punctatus DAOM BR117 is the source of this 1322-nucleotide messenger RNA. RefSeq lists its product as uncharacterized. Lineage: Eukaryota; Fungi; Chytridiomycota; Chytridiomycetes; Spizellomycetales; Spizellomycetaceae. The record is from RefSeq and is a predicted model, not a curated record. Bases 11 to 1132 code for a protein of 373 amino acids. The transcript is spliced from 3 exons. Gene Ontology annotation, molecular function: oxidoreductase activity. Gene Ontology annotation, cellular component: cytoplasm.
CCUCUGCAUCAUGAGAGUCAUUGUCGUGGUCGGUGCUGGGAGCAUUGGCUCCAACAUUGCUUACCACCUUGUUCAUCACGCAUCCUUUGAUGCCUCCAAGGAUAAAGUCAUUGUCAUUGACAGAGAGGGCGUUGCAUGCGCUGCGUCAGGAAAGGCAGGCGGAUUCUUGGCACAAGAUUGGUCAGACGGGACACCCCUCCAAUCUCUUGCUCGUGCUUCUUUUAAGCGGCACGCAGAAUUAGCCAAGCUGCUUAAUGUGGAUUACGGAUAUAGGCCAAUGGACACCUUGCAUGUCGCUUUCAGUGAGAGAGGAGGAAAAAAGAGCGUGUGGUGGUUGAAUCAGGACAAGGUCUCUCGUGUCAGUGUUAUGGGGACAACGUCGAAUACUGCUCAAGUACAUCCACGCCUCUUAAUGAACGCUCUGAUGGACGACGCAGUCAAAAAUGGAGCUCAACUGGUCCUCGGGACAGUAGUCAACAUUGACACAUCUACAAAUACAAUCCACUACAUUCCAAAAGACGCUUCCACCGCAGAAGAAACCAUGACUUACACCGAUAUCAUCAUUGCGAUGGGACCUUGGACGGGGACGGCAUCAGCCUGGAUACCCAACAUCCCAUCAUCCAUAAACGGAUUCAAGGCUCCCAGUAUUGUCUUUAAGACAUCCGAUCUCCCGCAAAUGGUCUCUCCUCAUGCCAUCUUUACCCAGAUUUCGAUGAAGGGCAAGGUAGCCUCGCCAGAAAUAUACCCAAGACCCGACGGAACCGUGUACAUAUGCGGGGAGUGCAUCACCCCCGAUACACUACCACCCUCUCCCGCUGAUGUUGCGCCCUCCCCUGCCGACAUGGAGGAACUCAAAAAACUUGCGGCGCAAGUCAUCCCUGAUGUUGCUGCAUGUCCCGUCAUAGCCGAGCAAGCAUGCUACGUUCCCGUACCGCCGGGAAAUGUGCCCGUGAUGGGACGCGUAAAAGGAUACGAUAAUGUAUAUGUAGCGGCGGGACAUACAGUUUGGGGAAUACUGAAUGGACCUGGAACCGGGAUGGUGAUCAGUGAAUUGGUUCUGAGUGGGCAAGUGACGUGUGGGAUUGAUGUAAGUGGGAUCAUGGAUGGAGGAGUCUUUGCCGUUGACGAAUAGGUGGAUGUGGAUGUAUGAUGUGCAUUGGGGGUUUUUUUUGUACACUUUGCAGGGCUGUGCAGAUAAAUGCAGGUCGUAGGGUAGGUUGUAGUGUCAGUGGUAGCGUUGCGAACAGGGAAGGCUGAGAAUGGGGUUUGCGUAUAUGUUAUACAAUCUGUGAGGUUCAAACAAUAAAGAGAAUAUAUUUUGG